Megalopta genalis is the source of this 2704-nucleotide messenger RNA. RefSeq lists its product as uncharacterized. The record is from RefSeq and is a predicted model, not a curated record. Gene Ontology annotation, biological process: cellular response to calcium ion; regulation of stomatal closure; de-etiolation. Lineage: Eukaryota; Metazoa; Arthropoda; Insecta; Hymenoptera; Halictidae.
GAAUUACGCCACACGAUCUCCAAGAUUCAUAAAGAGCCUUUCAUAGCUAGCAUCAGUCAAAAAUGAUGUUUCGAAUCUUGCCAAUCUUCGCCAUCUUGGCUGUUGCUCUGGCUGUACCAGUUGCUAAAACCGGAACUAACUCCCCUGCGACCGCUGGAUCAGUUGCUAAAGUCGGAACUAGCUCCCCUGUCUCUAAUGCACACAACUCCGGCCAAGAUAUCGUUGGAGACCUGGAGAAAAUCAUCGAAUCCGCCGAGCAUGCUAUCGAACAGCAAAUGAAGGAACUCGCUGACGAGUCUGCGAAGAUUGUGCACAAUGUGACCCACAAUGGCUUCGAAAUUCAAAAUGCUACCCAGAGACUCAUGGGCAAUGCCACACGUUUGCUCGGGAAAAUUCUGUGGGAAAUCCGGGAUGAAACUGCUAAAAUCGUGGACGAAGCAAAGAAUAUGGUCGAGAUCCAAAUUAAUCAAGCCGAGGCUGAUUUGAGCAACUUGGCAGAAAAGAUCGAAGGAGAGAAUGCUACUGCCACGAAUCAAACAUCCGGCGUUGUCAAGGAUGCCAUUGAAAAGUUAGUAAAUCUCAUCAAAAACGGCGAACAAGCUCUGGAAGAAGCUGAAGCUGAUUUGGCGAAAUCCAUAGCUCAGGUGCAGAAUGAUACCGUUAAGAUCUUCAACGAUGUUUUGGAAGGUGCGCACACAGCCUUACAGAAUGCUCUGAAGAAUGCUUCAGACUUGGCACAAGAGGCGAGUAAGGACGUUGCUGGUGUCCUAGAACAUGUGAAGGACAACGUGGACAAAGUCGGGAAUGAAACGAGAGCGCUCAUGGGCGCAGUUGUUGACGACAUCGAGAAAGUAAUCGGUGAAAUCAAACAGAACGUUACUAGCAUUGUCGACAAAGUGAAAGACCUUGUAAAUCAAACGAUAAGUAACAUUGAACAAGAAGCCGACAAGAUCGCCAACGAUGUCAAAAACAGCACUCAGGGUGUUGAGGAUGAAAUUGACAAAAUUGUUGCCGAUGUUCAGAAUGAGCUUUCAACGAUCGUAAACCAGACCACGGAAGGUAUUAAGAAUGUUACAGAGGAUAUUACAAACGAAAUCGGUACAGUUGUUAAUAGAGUUUCCGGUCUUAUCGAUAAAAUUCUGGUAUGCAUUUUAAAGAACACAGACAACAUCCUUAAAAAUGCACAGGAAAUCAUUGACUCUAUCCUGCAUAACAUCCAAGACAUGACUAAGAAGGGCGGCGAGAUUCUUCAGAAUAUAACACAGACGGUCGAAAAUGAAAUAAAGAACGUUGAGGGCAAUGCUACCAAAUUAGUGAACGACAUAAAGGACAACGUUAACCAACAACUGCAAAACAUCAAACACAUUGUUGGCAAUAUCACGAUCGGUUCCGGUAAGGUCAAGGAAGCCAUAGAAAACAGAAUUGACGAAAUUGCCAAGAACGCUAACAAAACUUUGGGUGAUAUGGAAAACGGCAUAAAGAACGUAUUAGACAAUCUAAGGAACAAUACUGAGAACAUCAUUAACAACUUGAAGAACAUCACAGAGUCUGGGGUUGGCAAUAUUUCGCAAAGUAUCCCGAAAAUUAUGGAAGAUCUUAAAAAUGUCAGUCGUAACACUUUUAACGACAUACGCUCCGUCACGGAAAUCGGUUUGCACGACGCUUCGGUGAUUGUUUCUAAUUUAGCCCGCGUUGCCUCAGACUUUGCUGGUCAUCUUGGAGAAGAUGCUAACGAUUUCCUAAAGGAUGUUGCGUCUACCGUCCACAACAUCACCGCCGGUAUUUCAAACGGUAUUCAUAAUAUCUUGCACGGCGCGGUAGGGCAAGCCGAAAAUGUCGCAGACCAUGUUGUCAAGGGAUUAGGGGACGCGGCUCAAACCGUUGGAAACGAUAUUAAGAACGUGGUGAAUGGAACUGCUCAUCUUGCUGGCAACUUGGUUCACAAUGUCGCAGACGGUGUAAAAAAUUUGGUGAACGUUACCGGACACCUUAUCGGUAAUUUGGCCCAUGGUGUCAAUAACGGUUCAAAGGAUAAUGUAAAUGCUGAUAGCCACAAAGUUGGUACCUCAGCCAAUGCUAUUGGAAACGGUGUAAGCAAUGCUGUAAACGUUGGUAGCCAUGUUGCCGACGAUGUGGUCAAGACUGUUGAAGAUGGUGUAGGGGGUGCAUUAAAAACAGGUGCUAACAUCAUUGGAGACAUAGGUAAUGGGAUUGCUGACCUGUUUGGUUAAAUAUUGAAUGGGAAUCAUGCAUCCAAGAUUAUCUGCGAUGAAACAGCGACGUGAAGAACGGAAAACUAUAGAACAAUUAAAUAAAAUAGUUUUUAAUCGUGGAAAAUCAGCACCACGCUUCAGCAUUAAAUUUUUAAUGAAACAAAUAAACAACUGACCUGCCGAAGACUGAUAUAAGUUUGAUUUAAAUAAAAAUUUAUAUAUUAUUCUAUGUUGUAAGUAAUGGUUAUUUGUUGCAUUAAUAAAAAAAAUAGAGUAAAUAAAAAGUGUGUUCAAAUUGGCCCUACAAAUUUAUAUCACUGAAACGUUAUAUUAAAUUGUAGCUCUGAUGGGUGUUUAUCAUUCCAGCAUGAUUAUUCUGUCAUUUCUAGACUUCCAUCUUCUGUCAAUGUCAAACAUGUACAUAUAUUGGCUGGCCAGAUGAAGCAUUAUCUAUAAUCAAUGUUUAUAAUAAAAUUUAGAUUUUAUUCAAA